AUUAUUCGAAAUCAUUCCAAGAAUUCCUCGCAUUCUUAGGUCUGCAAGUUUGAACUGCAAAAAUGAAAAUAAAAAUAAAAACAUGCAAUUAUUAAUUAUAAAAUUUAUUAUAAUUUUCAUUCAUAAUAAUGAUCUAUGUGUUCUCACUCAUUAUGUGCUGUCAACCAUAUUCGCAUCACGUCUCGCCAUCCAUUUGAUUAUCAUAGAUAAGAUAUCUCACGAGGAGAACUGGUAUGUAUAUAAGUCGACGAGAGAUCUUUGAAAAAUGUACAGCGCGAUCAAACUCCUCUCAUUCGUAAUUAUAGUAUCUGGCUUUUUGCACGUGACCUGUCAUUCGAAAGAGGAACAUUUAUGGUGUUAUGAAUGCAACACGGAUUUAAGACAAGGGCAUAAAGGAGAUUGCAAUGAUCCUUAUACGCCUGGUGCUUUUGACCUGGUUGCCUGUCCUCGGAACGAAUCUUAUCAUUGUCUCAAAAGUAUCGUAUUGUAUAGAAAUAUUUUAGUAACAGUACGAGCCUGCAUAUUAUCACGCCAAGUAAACAAAUACUGCAAUUACGGAGACAGUUUUCCGCAUUCGAAUAUCGAGUGUUAUUUUUGCAAGAAAAACGCCUGCAAUGGUAAAGGAUUAUUUAAUCUGCUGUCAAAAUGGUACCUCGGAUUUGUCGUAAUUAUUUCGUCGUGGAUAUUAACGUGAAAAAUGCGUGCAGAUAAUAAAAUUUUGUAAGAGUUGUGCGUAUAUUGACUUUAAGGUUUUAUACUUAUGUAAUCAUAUAUUAAUAAGAAAUUAUUACAAGUUCUGAAAUGUCUGUUCUUGCUUCUGAAAACGCGACAGAAGCGAUCUUUGAAACUCGAUUAAAUAUAUAAAAAGAUAACGAGGUAGGGAGAAUGCGUU
Molecule: messenger RNA, 892 nt
Organism: Nylanderia fulva
Lineage: Eukaryota; Metazoa; Arthropoda; Insecta; Hymenoptera; Formicidae
Biological process (GO): regulation of synaptic transmission, cholinergic; sleep; positive regulation of voltage-gated potassium channel activity
Source: RefSeq, a predicted model, not a curated record